Molecule: messenger RNA, 1485 nt
Organism: Triticum turgidum subsp. durum (durum wheat)
Lineage: Eukaryota; Viridiplantae; Streptophyta; Magnoliopsida; Poales; Poaceae
Source: the annotation of a GenBank genome assembly
AUGUACGCGGCCGCGCGCCGCCUCCUCUCCACCCGCGCCUGCGCCGCCGCGCGGGCGUCCCCCGUGGCCUCGCGGGCGCCCUCCUGCUACUCCGCGGCGCAGUCCAAGUCGCCGCCGCCGCCGCCGCGGUUCCCGACGCCCAAGGAGAUCCGGCGGGGCCUGGACCAGUACGUCGUCGGCCAAGACAAGGCCAAGAAGGUGCUCUGCGUCGCCGUGCACAACCACUACAAGAGGAUAUACAACGAGCCCCCCACCAAGAGCCCUAGCUCAUCCUCGGCGGGUUGUGAUGCUGGUACGGCUGGCGACGAUGACACUGAGCUCGAGAAGAGUAACAUCCUUCUGCUUGGGCCAACUGGAUCAGGUAAAACACUUCUAGCAAAAACACUCGCUCGCUUUGCGAAUGUGCCCUUCGUGAUUGCUGAUGCAACAGCAAUUACACAGGCUGGGUACUCAGGGGAAGAUGUGGAAUCAAUCGUCUACAAACUUCUAGUGGCUGCUGACUUCAAUGUCGAAGCUGCAGAGCGUGGCAUCAUCUACAUUGAUGAAGUUGAUAAGCUCGCAAAGAAGUUCGGUUGCCAGGAGGACCGGAGGGAUGUCUCUGGAGAGGGUGUCCAGCAAGCACUCUUAAAGAUGUUUGAAGGAACAGUGAUCAGUGUGCCAAGGAAAAGAAGUCAAAAUGGCCUGUCUCAUGGUUGUGUCGAGGUUGAUACAACAAACAUACUCUUCAUUUGUGGAGGUGCAUUCUCUGACUUGGGAAAGAUUAUCUCUGAAAGACUUCACCGCUGUCCUUUUGGUUUUGGAACACCAAUACGUCGUGAAUUGGGGGAUUAUUCUUUGACGGAUGCUCUUGAACAGUCAUGCUUGCUUGAAGAGAUCGAGAAUGAUGAUCUGAUUGCGUAUGGCCUGACACCAGAAUUUAUUGGGAGGCUGCCAAUAAUAGUUGGCUUGACUCAUCUCACUGAAGAUCAACUGGUUCAGGUUCUCAAAGAGCCCAAGAAUGCAAUAGGCAAGCAAUACAAGAAGUUGUUCAAGAUGAACGAUGUAAAAUUGCAUAUUACUGAAAACGCUUUGAGGCUGAUAGCAAAGAAAGCAGCUGUGAGGGAAACUGGGGCGAGAGGCCUACGGUCUAUAAUGGAGGGCAUUUUGACAGAAGCAAUGUUUGAGAUCCCGGAUGACGCGGGAGAGGGGAAAGAGAAGAUAAUUGUUGUUCUUGUUGAUGAAGAAUCCGUAGGGACACCGACCCGUCAAGGCUGCGGAGCCAAGAUUUUCCGAGACGAUGGAGCCCUAGAACUAUAUGUUUACCAAAACAAUAUCAGGGUGCCUGGGCUGAUUCAGAGGCCAAAAUGCAGCAUCAUUUGCCGGCUGUGCCUUCUGGUAGCCUUUUCAGCAGCUAAGCUAUGGCUGUAUCAUACCUUUGAUUGUUUCUCCUCAAUAUACGCGUGGAUUGUGUUGAUACUGUGUAAGGCAAACAUUUUCAUAGAAUGA